Moneuplotes crassus is the source of this 3646-nucleotide messenger RNA. The record is from the annotation of a GenBank genome assembly. Lineage: Eukaryota; Ciliophora; Spirotrichea; Euplotida; Euplotidae.
GAAAAAGAUGUUCCUCGCAAGUUCUGAUCCCCUGUUUACGGGCCACUACAGCAGGCUUUACAAUGCAAAGUAUUUUAGAAAUCGGGUUUUGAGAAUCCAAAAAUUAUGUACAGAGUUCCAAUAUGACUCUGUCUUGUUAGUAUGUGGUAUUGACACUUAUCAUGACAAAGAAAUGAAGAAAUUCGGAAACUGGCUGCUCCAUGGGUGUUCAGGGUACGAUAUUACCAACUCUCCACUUAAUGAUCAGUUUUCAGAUACUUUUUGUGUUAUUUCAAAAGAUUCUUUCCAAGCAUAUACAACUCCUAAGGGAUAUCCAGAACUAGCAAGACUGAGUGCUUUGAUUCAAAAUAGGAACAUUUACUGCUUGACACCAUCAGAAGAGGCAAACCAGGAAUUAAAUGAAAUCAAGAAGAUCUCUAAAUUUUACGAGUUUGUGUGAGAUAAGCCGACUAUUGGGCUUCCCGCCAGAGAAGUCAAAGCCACAGAAACUUUUGCAAAUGAACUAGUUAUGAUUGAGAAAUGGCCAAUUUGUCAGUCAUAUGGGCUCGAUCUGGUCGGAGAGGGUUUCUUUACUAUGAAGCACAGCGUUAAGAAUAUCAGAGAAGCACUUAACUUGAUCUAUAGAGAGUACGACUCCUUCGCUAUUCAUACUGUAAUCUACGAUGAAGUUCCAAAGAAUGGCCAUCAUUUCUAUGACAACUUCUUCUCGUUCCUGAGAGAUACUCCACAGAAGAGAAUUGAGAAAUCAGAGAAAAGUCUGAUAGAAGCCCUGAUGUUCAGAUAUGAGUUUGGCUUAGUUGGGAGUGUUGAAGAAAACAAGAGAGAAGACGAGUUUCCUGUACCAAGAGUCCUCUUUGGAGAGAAUACCAAUAAGGAAUACCAUGAACUCUCAUGAGACGAACAGCUAUGGAAAAUUAACAAAGAAAAUCCUGAUAGACUUCCUGUGCACAUGACUCUUGAAUACGUUGAAAGGAGGUCCUCCCUUAGGUUUGCUAGAACAUACAUGCUCUCGAACUGUGCUAUCAAUUAUAUGAGUGGAUAUGUCCUUGACGAUGAGAAAGAGAUUGAAGGGAACAGAGAUGGAAAAUUCAGUGAGCAAGCAGCAAGAUUUAUCUCUCAUGCUUAUAUUUCAAUGAUCAAGGCCUUCGAUCGUUUAAAGGAGCUCUAUUUUCAAGAGAAGAUAGAAAAGAAAGAUUACCAUAAGGCAGCAUAUGUUUGCUUUAUCAAAGCAUGUGAAUGCGAGCUGGGACUAGAAGUAAACCAACUCAAAGGAAUUUUUCCUCCAUCUGGAUUUACUAUUGACAUUAUAAAGUACAAUGCAAUGGGUGAAGAAGUAAAGUCUCAGGAUUCAACAUAUCUGACCCUUCACAUGAUCAGAAUGCAGCAGAAGAACAUUACUGUGAAUAAGGGAAAGGAAGAUCUUGGGUCUAUUAUUUAUGGUGAUUCCUUCUAUCAAACAUCGGGAAAGAGCUUGAAUAUAACUAAUAAUAUCCCUAAAAUGAUUUCAGUAUAUACUACUCCGAAGCAUUAUCAAAAUUUAGACACUAAUUGGUUCCUAGAAAAAGGAAUGAGAUGCGAAAGAAUGGGUACAAGAGUAUUCUCGAUCCUUGAUUGUGAAGGAAUUUAUCCAGUAAAAUCUACAUACCAAGAUGCUAUCCCAAACUUCAUCUUGCAAGGAAACCUCAUAGUGUAUGAAAAUACUGUCAUAUUUGAGGACUCUUGGCUACAUAAUUUCAUUGUUGAUAUCGUAGAUAUUGAGAAAGUUACUUUCUACAUUAGCAAGGACACAUGGGCUGAGAUACAAGUUGCUGAUAACUCUUCACUUCCAAUGAACACUAUCUGAGAAAAGAAAUUCUAUGUCAAUAUCAAAAACAAUCUGUAUUCCAAAAAUAUGAAUAUUCUCUGUGAAAAGUUGGGUGAAGAAAAGGUUGAAAAAGUUUCUCAGAAUUUCGAGCAAUCUUCAGAAUUGUUCCAGACUCUUGAGUUCAAGAAUUACAGAAUCUUUACCAGCACCAAUAAGCAGACUGUGUACACUGGAUAUCUUGACUUUGAGCUAUUUCAGGAAGAAUAUGAAAUGUUUAUGGAAUACUCAAUGAUCUCAAUGUUCAACCAGAUUAGAAACAAGACUUUCGUAUCUUACUCCCAAUUUGAAGACAUCUGGAACAACGCACAGAUUUCUAAGAAGAGCUUAAGCGCACUUUCAGAGAAGACUAAGUUAAUCUUGGUCUCUGGUAUUCCUGGCUCUGGAAAGACAACUCUGGGGCUUUAUCUUUCAAAGAUAUUCAAUGUUGAGAACAUAAAUUCCUCGACAUUUGUGCUCCCAGUGCAGGAGAGUACUGGGUUUGCUUCAAAAGAGUUCUUGGAUAAGCUACUUGAACAUACUGACACAAAAACUGUUGUAGCAGUUAUUCCUUCUUACCAUCAUUUGAAGAAGGCAAUAUUUGAAUUUAAGAAGGAUCCAAGAUUCGAUGAAACAUUUGAUCUUCAACAUGUAAUUACAAGAGUUAGUGCAAAGAACUUCUACAGACACAAGAACAGGAACAUGUAUCAAUUCUUACUUGAGAAUUGCCUCAAAGGAAUCUGUGAUGCCAUCAUCUUUGAACGAGGAGGAGUUGAGCUUACUGAGUUCCAGAGUAUGAGAAAACAACUCUGUGAAGUUAAUGAUGAUGCUAAUAUUCUUAAUGUAGAGGGCAGAACAUUUAAAUUCAACGAUUUGGAAGCAAUUUUGACAAAGAAGCAUACCAAAUACUCUCUUCUAUAUGGAAAAUAUCUCUAUGGAUUUGAGAAGGAAGGAAAGAGCCAAUACUAUCUUGAGAAUGCAGUCUCAGGGCACUACUUCAAAUUCAAAGUGCCUCUAAGUGUAGAUACUCUAAAGAAGAGGUUCCACAAGAUCUUUAAUAACCCUAUUAUGGAUUACAAGGAACUUGUUCCUGAAGAUGAGCAAAGAUGUGACUUUGAAAGCACAGUUGAUAGUUCAACAGACAUCUCCUCAGCUGAUGAAAAGGAAAACAUUGAGUAUGAAGAGACUGGAUCAGAAAGAAUCGAAAGAUACAGGAAGAAGAAGGAAGAACAAGAGAAGAAGAGGAUCCAAGCUGACCUCGAACAAGAGAAAAUGCUCAUUGCUGAGAUGAAGAUAAUCAAAUCUGCUAUGAAGCCAGAGCCAGUUAUUAUCGAACGCAUGAAAGGCCUCUUCCUUCCUGAAAAUGAGGAGGAAGAUAAUGAUUACAGGAUUAUUUCAAAUUUCACCGAGAUCAAACUAAAAUCUUGCAAGAACAGCCAUAAAAGACUUCAUGAGAGUGAACUUGGCUUCUUGGUUUAUGGAAAGAACAUCACUGAAGAGAAGUUCAAAGAUAUCAUGAAUGCUUUCAGAACUCAGCUAAGAAGUCUUUACCCAAGAAGAACAGUGAAAUCUAUCACCGAACAGGAGAUAAAGAUGCUGGAAGAGAAGUACUUCGGAGAGUGCAUGCCCUCCAACUUCUUCCAUGAUGGCUAUACCUACGUAGAUGAAGAUGGCAACAGACAGUAUAGUCAUCCCAACUUAGAGAAGCUCAUUGAAGUCUUUAUUGAGAAGGAAAAUGCUAAGAUUGCUGAUUACAAUAGAGGUGUCCAAAAGGAAUGGAAGCAAGAUAAAGAAAAAUACAAUUAA